This is a messenger RNA of Salvia splendens (bonfire salvia), 4681 nucleotides long. RefSeq lists its product as uncharacterized. The record is from RefSeq and is a predicted model, not a curated record. NCBI's taxonomy places the organism in Eukaryota, Viridiplantae, Streptophyta, Magnoliopsida, Lamiales, Lamiaceae. Gene Ontology annotation, molecular function: DNA-binding transcription factor activity. Bases 3673 to 4551 code for a protein of 292 amino acids. The transcript has 2 exons.
AGAUAAAAUUGAUAAAAAUCAGUAAAAGUCUGGAAAAGGAAAAUGAACACAAGCUCAGAGACAAAAGAUUAAAAACUUAUUAGUUCGAUUCAGUGCAAAAAUGUAAGCUCAAUUGUUUGAUUAUACAUACAAGAAAACCCAAUUAGUCUUGUUAGCGAUUCCAAUGCCGAUUCUUACCAACCAUUUCAAUCGAACGGCCGGAAAGACGUCGAAGCUCCGGAGGUAUUAUCGCCGGCGGAAGAUGCAGAAGCCCCUCCGUCUCUGGAAAUGGGAUGGCUACAUCUAUUAUAUACAGGUGAAUAAAGUCCGUUGAUUUUUUUUCAGCCCCUUAAUACUGCUUCUCCAUGCCCUCUAUCUGUUUGACGAAAUGCCCAAAUGACGAUUGUGUUAAUAAUGCCUGUGUCCUGCUCUUGAUUUCCUCAUUUGCUGUGUGCAAUGCGCUCUCCUGAAUUAACUUGGAUUGUUGGUCCUUUGUAGUGUUGAAUUCUUAUGUUAAUUAAUGAAUCCAAUGUCUGCUCUAUGAAUCAGUAUAACUAUUGUUUGAAGUGGCGGUGCGACUUGCUAUUUUAACAUCUCUCAUGUUUUUGAAUGUGGAUAAGUUUGAUUUGAUUAACUGAAUAAAGUUUCGAAUUACUGUGAAAUAUGAUGAUCUUUAACGGAAAUGGAUCACCUGCUGUGCACAGCAGGUGCUGUGCCAUUUUUUACACAAACAAUAAAUAAAAGAAAAAGGAAAAGAAAAGGAAUAAAAACAAGUAAGGCAGCGUUUUAUUCACAAACUGCUGUGUUUUAAACACAGCCCCCUGCUGUGCACAGCAGGGGAUCCUUCCCCGAUCUUUAACACCUAGGGAGUGUGUCAGUGCUUGUUUUCAGCUGCAAAGGAACACAUAAGUACUGUGGUUUAUGUCGGAUUUUUUGUGUGGAAGUCGUAGUUUUAGUUGUAGAAGAGUUUGCUGUAUAAAAGAAAUAUGCUACAGAUAACUUAUAAACAAGAUGAUUAAGAUACCUGUGAGGAUUGUUACUCUAACAGAUAUAACACUUCCAAGUGUAGGUAGAAAAACAAAACAAUCAUGGAUUCCUAUCACGAUCUUCGGGGAACAUAGUCUAAACAAUCAUGGUUUGCUAUCACGACCUUUGGGGAACACAAUGUAAACAUUUCUUGGUCUAGUGUAUUCUAAAAGUAGCGAACGCAAACAAAUUCAUUUGGGGGGCUAUUGUUCAAAGUUCAUAUAUGGGGUAUAUAUUUUUCUUGUUCAAGUAUAGGUUUUUUGAUAAAAGGAUUAAUUUGUUUGGGGAAGGAGGGGGGGCUUCAGCCCUCCCCAGCACCCCUGGUAUAUUAUUUUCAAGCAAUCCAACUGAAUUUAUGGAAUCCAUUCAAUACCUUGUUUUUUUGGAGAACUAAUCAUCUGUACCUCUAUUUUAAUUGGGAACCACACUCAAGAAUAUAAUUUUUCAAACGGUUGAGAAUGAAAAGCUAAUUGUAAUAAUAAACCAUAACUAACAUUUUACUAACUAAAAAAUGAAAAUAUAAAAAUAAAAAUGUUUACAAAACAUUUACUAUGAUAUAAAUAUUGAAAAAAAAGUUGAACAAGUUGAUAGUGGUAGAGAAAUGAUACACCACAGCUUGGUAUAUAAAACAAAAGAUAGGAAAAGAAAAACAAAAAAAUGUACCAGCACACAGUUUCUCUUAAGUCAAAAUAUAUGAUUCUUUUUGCAUUUACAAAAUUACUUCCAUAUUGGCCCAUGGUGCUAUCAAAACAGGGUUCGGAUGGAACUGAGUGAAUUUAAAUCUGCUGGGUUAGAAUACUGUGCACUCAACAAUCUUAAUCUGUUUCGUAGUUAAUGAUAGUUUCAUAGAAGAUGUAAUGGAUGCAAGAAAGGGCUGAAACUGGCCCAAAUCAUUGAUUAUCAAAGCAAUGAAAUACAUGUAUAUAUUCAUCAGCUACAUUAUAAAUUUGUGAUAUAUGUUGCCUAAUCUAAUAUGUUUAGAAUUAGUAGGUGAUUGCUUCUCAUUGUUCAAGAUUGCUAUGACUUAUUAUUGUUUCGUGCGAAAGUACUCUGCCUCGUUCAUUAGUAGUCAUAUUAGUCUGACUCUAAAAUAAUAUAAUGCAUAUUAUUUCUAAUAUUUUCUCAGACGUUCUGCUUGCAGUAUCCAACUAAUAAUUUUGUUUGGUAUCAAAGUAAAUUCUUAUGUUCUUUAAUCAAAUAUCACAUAUGCGAUAAGUUAAUUACACGAAUACAAUAAUAAGAAAAUACUAGAUUACAGAGGUGGCCAAGUGGCUUCUGAGCCGCUACGCAUUUAAACUUAUUCCGAAUUAGAAUAGUGGAAAAUAGCAUUAAUCACACCUUACUUAUAAGUUAUAACGCUUGCUCAAAUGCCUGCAUACGUAACAUCUAUCCUCACACGUCACAAGACCUUUAUGAUGGCACCUACACUCACAAUAUAUACGUGUGAACGAGUGCAUAUCUUUUAUUAAAUCAACUAUGAUUGUAGGGAUUAUUACAAAACAAAAAGAUUAAGAAAGCCAGGUGGCUGUUAAGCGAUACCACUGGCCGCUUAUUCCAGUCCAAUCAACUUUACUCCAUGUAACAAAAAGGAUUAUUACAAAACAAAAAGAUUAAGAGAGCCAGGUGGCUGCUAAGCAAUACACACAGGACAAAAAAAGACAGUAGGCUCAUUUAAUUUUGUAGCGCACGCGCACUAGCUUGGAUGCGCAGCGCCUAUAUAAGAAACACAGGAUUUGGAGGCCAGUUGUCCUUUUUGGUGCAGUCUUCGCCAAGAAUUAUUUCCUUGAAGGUAAAUCUGUUGUUUAAAGAAUUUUAAUUACAUAGCUAUACACAAAUGAAGAAAAAAUUGCAUCUUUUUUAUAUAUUUUCAUGAAGGUAUAAACUUAAUUAAUGGUUUAGUUUCUCCGUUGUGUAGUUAAUGAUAGAUUAUAUGUUUGAAAUGACUUCUUGUUGAAUUCCAUAGAAGGGAAGAAGAUCUAAUUGUCUGAAUCUAUGAAGUUCACAUUAAUGCUCUAGCAAAUAAAGUAAGGGAGAGAACACAAAUAACUACAGAAAAGUAAAUGUGGAGCAAUCGCUGAAAUUGAGAUUCUUGAUUUUGUUUUUGACAACAUUUCUGAGUAUUUUAAGUUCAUAUUUUUGGUGAUAAUUCUGUAUUCAUGUUUGCUGUUGACAAGUUUAUUUUCAAAAUGAUGUUGCAAGGAUUAAGUUCAUGAAGCAGUGUUCUUUAAGUUGAAGUGCUUGGAUUUAAUGGUGUCGCAGAUGCGAGUGUGGGACUUUUUAUUUGUCUCAAAAAAAAUUUUGGAUUCUUCAAUUGUAUGCAUAUUUUAUACUCUCCUGCUUGUAAACAAUUCAGGGAUCAGUCCUUUAUUUUACUCAUUUUCACAAUAAUUUUUAAUGAGUAGCAGUUGAUAAUUUUUACAUUUUAACCCUGUUUGGGUAAUCACUUCUGUCAUGUCAUGCUAAGUAUUUCGAAGUAUUUUUAUUUUACAAGUUGUCAUAAAAAACACCCCAUUAUUUUCACUUCUGUAAUAUAUUUUGUUUUGCAUGUAUGUGUAUAUAAAACAAAGACACACAUCUAAAGUGCACAGAUAUUUUAGUUCUUCGUGAAUUCUUGAGGUCCUAAGCAAGAUGAGAUGAAUUUGAUGCUAGUUUUCUCAAUAAAAUUUGAUGAAUUCAAAAAUGUACAGCUCAGCAUUCUCUGUUCUCAGUCAAGCUUUCCCAGUUGCCUCAAACAUGAAUUCAGAUCGGACAUCCAACAACUGCUUCUGGACGAUGGGGGUGGAUGAUGCUGCAUCAAAUGAUGCACGCACAUCUUUGAAUUGGACAAGCGAGGAGGACAAGGCAUUCGAGAUUGCUCUCUUUACCCACUAUAAUCAUGCUGAUAUGUGGGGUAAGAUCGCAUUGGCAGUUCCUGGGAAAACAGUUCAAGAUCUAAAACUUCACUAUGAAGCCUUAAGUUUGAUGGCUUUUGAGUCUGGCAAGAUGCCUCUGUCCAUUUAUUCGAGAAAAGGCGAUGUUCUAGAAGAGAAGAAGCUGAAGUCAGAGCAAGUGACACGAGAGUCUUCUACAGCUAGAACCGGAGAAUUGUUUCCUGGAAAUCUCGAGAGAGCAGCAGCGCACGCUGGAACCCAACUGCUGUCAGGAUGCGCAAAGGUAGCUUCAGGUGAUGCUUUCGGGAAGCGCGGGCGCCCUAAGAAAGCUGUGUGUACUAAUGAAAACAAGCUGGUGCUGGGGGCAAGGUAUCCCAGGAAAAAGAAAGCUGUUGCAUGUAACGAGGGCAAAUUGCUGCCCGGGAAGCUACUGCGGUCUGGGUACCCUCAAGAAGCUCCAAAGGAUAUCGGAUAUCAACUGCUGUCUGGAUACCCUAAUCAACUGGGCUUCCCAUCUGGUUCACUCCCGACUCCUUCUUAUGGGACUGUUGGGAAUAGCACAGGUGCAGCAAUGCGGGAUAUUGAUGAGCUUGCUGAUGGUCGAUAUGAUAUCGGUUCUAGCACCGAUAUUUUGGAUGAUCUUGAUAUCUCUUUGUUCCCUUAUUUUUGGGAUUGAAAUGGUUUCAAGGAAGUUAAUACAUUUUUCUUUUGGAAAAGCGUACUUUUGAUGGGAUGGCUUGUAAUAAAGUUUGCUAAUGUGUACAAUGUUUUAUCUUCUUUAAUAAAGUUAUGUAUUUGGUUACUUA